AAGUGUCUGGACUGGAAGAGGGUGAAAGUGUCCGGACUGGAAGGGGGUGAAAGUGUCCGGACUGGAAGGGGGGGAAAGUGUCUGGACUGGAAGAGGGUGAAAGUGUCCGGACUGGAAGGGAGUGAAAGUGUCCGGACUGGAAGGGGGGUGAAAGUGUCCGGACUGGAGGGGGGGGAAAGUGUCUGGACUGGAAGGGGGGGGGAAGUGUCCGGACUGGAAGGGCGGUGAAAGUGUCCGGACUAGAAGGGGGGGAAAGUGUCCGGACUGGAAGGGGGGGGAAAG
Messenger RNA from Staurois parvus, 282 nucleotides. NCBI's taxonomy places the organism in Eukaryota, Metazoa, Chordata, Amphibia, Anura, Ranidae. The record is from the annotation of a GenBank genome assembly.